Rodentolepis nana is the source of this 717-nucleotide messenger RNA. Lineage: Eukaryota; Metazoa; Platyhelminthes; Cestoda; Cyclophyllidea; Hymenolepididae. The record is from the annotation of a GenBank genome assembly.
AUGUAUGACUAUCGCCCAGGAAUUGCUAGUUCUGACUCGCCGUGUGGGUACGAUAAACAUAGAUUUCGUCAUAGACUCAGAAAAAAGUUCUGGGCCAUCGUUCUGAGUCUUCUAGUCACAUCAAUUCUCGUUGGAACCGUUGCUUGGAUAAUCUGGACCCGGUUGAGUCGCAGCCACUCUUGGAAUGACGAAGGGCCACUGAGAUCUGAAAAUCCUCCAGCAAUUUGUUACAAAUGUAGUAAUUAUUUUCAUAUAAUGGAUGGUCGGGAAGUAUACUCGAACAUCGAUGUGUUAAAAGGUGAAUCUGGUGGAACAGAGAAUAGUGGCUACCGCGGAGUUGCAAGAGAUGUCGAAGAUCCAAGGCAAGAACUCUGCCAAGAAGUUGUGAAUCGAACGGCACUAGCAGAGACCCAGGUACCAUUGGAUGAUGAUUGCGGUGACAGCUUGUACGAUGGGUGUUUUAAAAUGGUCACAAGGAGCUUUCGUUUGGUACCGAAUGUUGGACGAGAAAGGCUCAGCGUUACGAUUGUAUCAAGGAAUUGUGCAGAGAUACCAAAGAAUUUGGCCCUUGGAUGCUACAAAACAUUUGGUGGUUUGGGAAUGGAAAGAGAGCUAUGCUAUUGUGAAGGAACGUAUUGUAAUUCAGAUGUAUCCAUGAAGGGCUCAAUUAUAGAAACUAUAACUUUGUGCAUACUUAUUCAAUUGUUACAUAAUUGA